AGGAGAGGGAGGGCCCGACACGGUCGACACAACAUGAUGGCCGCAGCUUCUCUCUGGUCUUUCAUGCUCACUUUGUCACAUUCAUCGGAAUACUUCUAGAGAUCCCGCGACAGGCUUGCUUUUUUUGGGGGGUUAAAUAUAAAUAUAUAUUGUUUUACUUUAUUGUGCCUCGUCGUUGUAUAGUUUUUUUUAACCCUUUUUCUUUUAUUUGUGUGCCCUCUGACUGUAUGAUUUUUUGGGAUUUUUUUUUUCAUUUUUUAAUCAGGACACUCAAUCAUGUUGCUACUGCUGCUAGUAUACUUACUACGACUACAAUCUUCACUGCAACUACAGACGCAGCCCCCCGGCCGCUGUGAUAUCUCACAGAGGGUUGACAUGUACACAGUGUGCACGUCCUGCGCGGCGGUGACCAGCAGUCUGUGCCCGCGCGGCUUCACCAACAGCGGUGUCAGGAACUGCAGCUACAUGGUCCAGAUCGGCGGCAAUAAAGUCUUACUGGACGGAUGCCACCGCCUUUGUGUUAAGAGCUUCAUGCAGCCACGAUGCUGCCCGCAGUACUGGGGGCCGCUUUGUCUCCCCUGUCCCAGCUGGUCAGGGAAGACCUGCAACUUCCACGGAACCUGCAUGGAUGGAGACCUCGGCAAUGGGACCUGCGUCUGUGACGAAGGCUUCAGUGGGUUUGCGUGCCAGACGUGUAGCAAGGAGAAUACUUUUGGCAGCAACUGUGACAAAGCGUGCGACUGCGAGCACGGUGGGUGCGAGCAAGGCCCUGAGGGCAGCGGCCAGUGCUUCUGUCAGCCGCCGUACGCGGGGAAGCGAUGUGACCAAGUGAACAGCCGUUGCAACUCAUGCGGCGCAUACUCAUACUGCGAAGGAGAAGGAGACGCCGCCACGUGCCAAUGUUUGCCAGGAUACAGGAAGUCGCAGAACAACAAAUGCGCAAGCAUGUGCAUGUCGAGCAGCUGCGACGUCAACGCUCAGUGCUCCACGCAGGGGUCAAAGGUCAGCUGCGCCUGCAAGGCCGAUUUUGAGGGUGACGGCCGCGUCUGCGUACCCAAAAAUCCUUGCGCCGUCAACAACGGCGGCUGUCCCCUCAACAGCACCGUCUGCGUCUUUAAGGGGCCCAACAAGGCGGCCUGCGAGUGCAUGUCCGGCAUGGCUCCGGUGGGGGCCAGCCCCAAGUCGGGCUGCCGGCUGCUUUCGUCCUGCUCGGCGGGCACCUGCCACUCGUCGGCCGUUUGUGAAACUGGACUGGAUGGAAAUGCCAGGUGUGUGUGCAUGCCGGGUGAGAUCGGCGAUGGGCGCCGUUGCUAUGGUAACAUCCUGGAUCGUCUGCAGGACCUGAACCGCUAUGGAGUACAGAAAAACAAACUCAUGGGGGCCUUUGACCUCUUUGUCAAAGGUUGCCUAUCGCUGAUGACUCACGGACCGUUCACGGCUUUCGUCCCUCAGAUCCAAACGGCUCCGAGCUCUGUGAACGAGGAGAAGGUGUGUCGCGACCACCUGAUCCUGGGUCAGCACCUGCUGCGGGACAUGGCAGACGGCCGACAGUUCAACAUGUACGGAGGCGCCAAAAUGAAGUGCAAAGACAACAAGCGUUUCAUCAUGCUGCACGAUCCCACGCGGAUGUAUGCCAUCGUCCAGGCCGACCUGCCGGCCGCCAACGGCGUCAUCCACAUCAUCGACCGGCCAAUCAUGACGACCCCUGACAACCUGCCUGCUCCUGCUCCUCUUCCUCAUUCCGCAUCGUUUGCAACAUUGAACGUCGGGGAGGUUGUGAGAAAAGAGCCCGCCUUCAACCGCUUCCUGUCACUCGUUGAUAAUUGCGGCGCGAUGCUGCCCCUGAAUGGCCCGGGCCCUCUGACCGUCUUCAUCCCCAGUAACCAGGCCGUGGACAACGCCAGAGACGGCAGCAUCCUCUACAUGCUCAAUGAUGCCAAACCCAAACUUCAAGAACUUCUCCGGAACCACAUUUAUAUAAAGGGCAGCCUGACGUCCGACGACCUGAUGGCUCUUCCGCAUAUCGAGACGAUGGCCAAUCAGCUGCUGACCAUCUCCACGUCCUCUGAGGGUGACCUCCUGCUGGGCAGUCAGGGCGUGCGCGUGCUGUCACCCAACAACCGAGUGUUCAACGGUAUCAUCCACUUGAUUGAUGGCCUCCUCUACCCGUCCACCAUCCUGCCCAUCAUGCCGCACAGAUGUGAUGACGUCAAAAGCGUAAUCACACAAGGUCCGUGUGUUCACUGUAGUUACCUGUUUGAGACAUCCUGUCCGGUUGGCAGCACUGAACUGGACACUCACCUGAUCGGCUGCGACUACACGCCGUCCCCUCUGCAUCGGUCGCCGAGCAAAGGCUGUGCCAAGAACUGCAACGUCACCACACGGACGGCCAAGUGCUGCAAAGGUUUCUUCGGGCCUGACUGCAAGCCAUGCAUCGGUGGCUUCCAGCAUCCCUGUUACGACAAAGGAACGUGCUUCGACGGUAUCGGCGGGAACGGGUCUUGCAGCUGUCAAUCACCCUUUGAGGGCGUGGCCUGCCACAUUUGCUCCGACCCGUCCAAACAUGGAGAGCACUGCGAUGAAGAAUGUCACUGCGUCCACGGCGUAUGCGACAACCGACCGGGCAGUGGCGGUGUGUGUCGGCGCGGCUCGUGUCUGGAAGGUUUCUCCGGGGAGCGUUGCGAUAAAGCAGCCACGCCGUGCAACGCCGAUGGCCUGAUGGAACACUGCCACAUCAACGCGUAUUGCACGCACAACGGCCUGCAAAUUACGUGUGUUUGUCGGGACGGCUACGAGGGCGACGGCCACUCAUGCACAGCCAUCAACCGCUGUCUGAAGAGCAACAGAGGAGGCUGCCACGCCAAUGCCGAGUGUGUGUAUGUGUCUCCGGGCAACGUCUCGUGCGUGUGCGUGGAAGGUUGGACGGGUGACGGGCGCGUAUGCGUGGAGGUCAACAACUGCCAGACGGACGCGCGAGGAGGCUGCAGCCCAAACGCAGAUUGCAACCACAUUGGACCCGGACAGAGUGAGUGCGUGUGCAAAACAGGUUACACGGGGAAUGGUGUGGAUUGUGACUUAGUUAAUCCCUGCUUCAUCAAAAAUGGAGGCUGCCAUGAACUGGCAAGGUGUGAGCAGACGGAGGGCGGCAACCUCACGUGCACGUGUCCUGACGGCUACGAAGGAGACGGAACCAUCUGCUAUGGAACCUUAAUGGAGGAGCUGGACAUGAACCCAAUACUGAACGCCUUCUACUUCAUGAUCCAUAGGUACCCUAAUGCCGCCGAGGACUUGAGCGGUAACCUGACCGUGCUGGUCCCGGUUAGAGGGGCCAUGCGCAACAUGAGCGAGGCCGAUGUGACAUUCUGGAACACAAGACACCGCCUCCCGCAUUUCCUGCGGGCUCACUUCCUGCCAGGCAUUUACUCCAUGGAAGACAUGGAGGGGAUGAUUGGCCGCAAGCUGGCCUCCAUGAACACGCUCACCCAAUGGGAGAUCACGAACAGCAGCAAGGGAAUUCUCAUUGGCGGCGCCGCCGUCAUCACCCGGAACCAGCCGGCCAUCAACGGCUACUUCCACGUCAUCGACAAGGUUUUAUCCCCGUCCCGUUCGAACCUCCCGCCCGAGCCUCCCACCCUGACGGCCUUCCUGGAGUCAUCGCCUAACUUCAGUCUGUUCCGUCAGUCCGCUCUGAUGUACAACCUUUCCGAGGAAGUCAAUCAGCUGGAGUUCACCCUUCUGCUACCCACCGACGACGCCAUCCGCCAGUACCUCAGCGACAGCAACUCCACCCAGCUGGACGCCGACGUGUUCAAGUAUCAUGUGAUUCCCAGACAGCUGCUCUUUCCCGAUCGUCUGUAUGACGGUAUGCUCAAGAGCACGCUGCUGGGCGCCGACUACCAGGUCCAAUUCCAUCUGGACUCUAACAACCGGACGCUGGUGAACGACGUCCCACUGGACGGCGCCUUCACCGAGACGCAGUAUGGCAUCGUCAUGGUCGUCCCGCGCGUGCUCACCGUGCGGCGCAACAGAUGCAGCCAGGAGAUCACCGUGCAAGUCAACGGCCGGUGUACCGCCUGUGACGGAGUCCCCCGCUGCCUAAACAGAUACCAGCCGAUCGUAAUGCAGUUCCCGGAGAACAUGAAGCCCAACUGUCGAUACAGAAAGCGCGUGGGGUCCCGCAGGAAGUCCGUGCUCGGCUGCGUGAUAAAAUGUCUGCAGAUUGCCAAGCAUCAGUCGUGUUGCCCUGGUUACUACGGUUCUGAGUGCUUCAAAUGCCCCGGAGACGUCGGCAGCUGGUGUUCCAAUCACGGCCAGUGUCAGGACGGUCUCCGUGGCAAUGGGGAGUGCCGCUGCUACGAGGGUUUCCAUGGCACCGCCUGCGAGGACUGCGAGCCGGGACGCUACGGCGUCAACUGCACUUCCAAGUGCACGUGUGACCACGGGAAAUGUGACGACGGCUUGUCAGGAAGCGGCAAGUGUGCUUGUCACAAAGGCUGGAAGGGAGCAUCGUGCUCCAUUGAGAUCAAGGACGACGCCUGCGGAGGAGUUUGUGAUGAGAACGCCAACUGCAUCACGGGGCCGCAGGGAAGCGCCCCCGCCUGCGUGUGCGUCGCCGGCUACAAGGGCAAUGGCACCGUCUGCAAAGAGGUGGACCUGUGCAGCCUUUCCAACGGCGGCUGCUCGCCAUUCGCCACCUGCGCCAAAGUGUCGGCGGGCGUGCGUACCUGCACCUGCAACACCGGCUACACGGGCGACGGCGUGGUCUGCCUGGAGGUCGACGGCUGCCUGGUCAACAACGGAGGCUGCCACAAGUCGGCCAACUGCAUCAGAACAGGAGCCGACACCGUGGCAUGCAGGUGUCAGAUGGGCUUCCAAGGGAACGGCAGGUUCUGUUACCCCAGCAACCCCUGCAGAACCAACAAUGGCGGCUGCAGCAAAUAUGCCCGCUGCGAGUAUUUGGGUCUGGGCCAGAGGAACUGCUCCUGCCUCCGAGACCACGUGGGCGACGGCUUCGAUUGCCGCGGCACCACCAACGCUGAGGUGUUUCGAAGCCCAGAAAACGCGUUGCUCCGUUACAUGCUGUCUAAGUCAGAUGCUCGUAGUCUUCUGUACGGCGACGGGCCGUUCACCGUCUUCGUCCCCGUCGACAACAACGAAUCGUAUUCCACUGUUCAAGAGUGGAAGUUGUUCGGGCGUCUAAAUGAUCUGGUGCGGUACCACGUCGUUGCCUGUGAGAAGUUGACUUUGAACGACCUUCAAAGCACCCAGCAGGCUGUCUCCACGUCCGGAUACACGCUGAAAUUUAGUCUGCAGCAGGGCUCGGUGUGGAUCAACAGCGCCUCUCGGAUCGUCAAAAGCGACUACGAGACAUUCAACGGCGUCAUCCACUACAUCAGCAACAUGCUCACUCCCUACAAGCUAAGCAGCAAACAGCGCAUCGACAAGAUGAACUUCACGGCGGCCGCUCAAUUUUAUGGCUACGGCAGUUUCUACAAGUUAAUCGAGCGCGCCGGCCUGCUUCCGGUGCUGCAGUCAUCCAUCCACCGUCCCUUCACGAUAUUCUGGCCCACCGACCGGGCCCUCAGCUCGCUGCCCCCCGAAAGGCAGCGCUGGCUCUCCAGUCCCGACCACCAGGAGGAGCUGGCCGCCACCGUCAAAGCGCACAUCAUACGCAGUGCCAGGGUUCUGGGUGUCGGUCAGCCAAAUAAAUACUCAUCCUUACGCACCAUGCAUGGAUCAAGAAUCAAGUACAGCUGUGACAAAACCCUGGUGGGCGACAUAUUGAUCAAUGAAAACGCAGCCAAGGUGGUGGAGCGCUACCUGAGCUUCGACGAGGGCGUCGCCUACGGCAUCGACCAGCUCCUGGAGCCGCCCGGUUUGGGGGCGUACUGCGACAGCAUCGAGAACAGAACCACCUAUGGCCGCUGUGGCCGCUGUCUCUUCCCUCCACCCUGCCCCUUCCGACACCAGGACAUGGGCCGUGUGGAGAGCUGCCUUAGAAGUCGCAGCAGGUACUCGCUGGGCUACCUGCGCUGGUCCGACCACCUGCAAAGCCCCCUGGACCCGCUCCGGAACUUCGGUUGCAAGCGAGUGUGCAGCUUCCCGGGCUGGGUCCAGAAGUGCUGCAAAAACCACUACGGCAGAGACUGUCAGGUGUGUCCAGGUGGCGUGGAGUCUCCGUGCGGCGGCCACGGCGAGUGUAGCGACGGCCUACGUGGGACAGGAAAGUGCAAUUGUCCCACCGGCUUCCAAGGAGACGCGUGCGAGAUGUGCACGCCGGGACGUUACGGCGCCAACUGCACAGCGUGCGAGUGUGGUAAACAGGGAAUUUGCGAUGAGGGCAUGGACGGAUCGGGCCAGUGCGUGUGUCGGCCAGGCUGGAAGGGCGAGCGCUGCGAAAUCGACUUGGGUUCCAUCCCCGAGGAGUGCCAUCCAUGUCACACUCAGGCCGAUUGUCUUCCAGAGGUGGGUUGCCAGUGCAAACCUGGUUUUCAGGGCAACGGCACUUUCUGCGCUCCUGAGCCACCUCCGGAUCUAUGCGGCGAGUAUAACGGCGGCUGUCACCAGGACGCCAACUGCACCCAGAUGGGACUGCGGGUCAACUGUACCUGUCGUAGCGGUUACCAGGGUGACGGCCACUCCUGUGACCCCAUUAACAGGUGUGUGGAGGAGACAAACGGCGGCUGCAGCGACUUUGCAUCCUGCAAAUUUACUGGCCCGAACGAGCGGGAAUGCGAGUGCUUGCCGGGAUACGUGGGCAAUGGGAUUCAGUGCCUGGAGAAAGUGGUGCCCCCUGUUGACCGUUGCCUGGAGGACAAUGGCGGCUGCAGUCCCUUGGCAUCCUGCAAGGACUUGCAUUACCACGCUAAUACGGCGGGAGUGUUUCACGUCCGUUCGCCGCAAGGGAAGUACAAGAUGAAUUUCAGUCAAGCGGACGCCGCCUGCCAGGCCGAGGGGGGCGUGCUGGCCAACCUCAAACAGCUGGGGGACGCACAACAGCUGGGGAUGCACCUGUGCGUGGCCGGCUGGUUAGAGGGCGGCAAGGUAGGCUACCCCACGCGCUUCCCGAGCAUGAGGUGCGGCGAAAACCACGUGGGCGUGGUCCUCUACAAGGAUCCCGUGGACCAGAGCAGCACGUACGACGCCUACUGCUACAGACUCUCAGACGUCGAUUGCAAGUGCACGGACGGCUUCGAUGGGGACGGCAUCUUGUGCAACGGCCUCCUGAUUAACGUCCUGGGGUCUUACAGCAACUUUAGCGUCUUUUACAAGUCCUUGUUGGACUACAGCAGUUUGUCCGCACAGGGCCAGCGUCUGGUCGACGUUUUGACUCAGAGGCAGUCGGAGGUGACGCUAUUUGUGCCCCACGAUGACGGAUUCACCCCCGGCCAAGUGCUCUCGGGUCGAGAUGUGGAGUAUCACAUCUCCACCAAUCACGUCAGACGAACAUUUAAGGAGCUGCGACACCAAGACGUCAUCCCGUCCAUGCUUGGCUUCGACCUUUCUGUUACCCAUGGCAACAAUGAGAGUCGUAAACUGGUCAACCAGCGCCUCCUCCUGGCCUGGGACAUCUCGGCGGUCAACGGGAUCAUUCACGUGAUCGACGCGCCGCUCACGGCUCCGGCAGCUCAGGCUCCCCACCACGCUUCACGCGGCCACGCCCACUCCAGCGGCACCGUGUCGGCCAUCUUGGUGUCGCUGCUGCUGACCGGAGUGGCGGCAGGGAUCGGAUACUACGUCUUCAAACACAAGACGGACGCCUUCAGAUUUCAGUACUUCAAAAAUGACGACGAGGACAAUCCGUCGGGUGGCCCAUCCAAACCCGCCCUGGUUUCCAUCCCCAAUCCUUUGUACAGCGGCUCCAGAGCCUUCGCCGAACCUUUUGGGGAGACCGGUCAGGGGGCGGAGUCGACAGAACCCGAGGAACCGCCAAAGAUCUUGGACCUGGACCAGUAAAAGAUCUUGUUUGCUCGCCGGUUGACUUUUUUUUUUUUUUUUUUUAAUCCCCAUUUCUCCUGUAUCCAAAAAUCAAAGCUGUCGCGCAUCAGGAAGACAAAGUGAUUGUCAAUAAAGGUUUUGCACUAAUCGUUUUCUACCAA
Molecule: messenger RNA, 8099 nt
Organism: Hippocampus zosterae (dwarf seahorse)
Lineage: Eukaryota; Metazoa; Chordata; Actinopteri; Syngnathiformes; Syngnathidae
Gene: stab1
Product: stabilin 1
Exons: 69
Coding region: 277-7956 (2559 amino acids)
Biological process (GO): cell adhesion
Molecular function (GO): hyaluronic acid binding
Source: RefSeq, a predicted model, not a curated record